Molecule: messenger RNA, 1920 nt
Organism: Symbiodinium sp. CCMP2592
Lineage: Eukaryota; Dinophyceae; Suessiales; Symbiodiniaceae
Source: the annotation of a GenBank genome assembly
AUGGAGGGAAGCCUCAUAUCGAGCGAAGAGCAGCUCUUGUGGCAAGGCGAGAAGCUGCUCGUGCUGCUGCGGGGACCUCCUGGCUGCGGGAAAUCCACCUUUGCCCGGAGGUGGCUCGCCAGAGCGCUGAAGACAAGCACGUCGGAGCUCGAGGAACGGCCUGCCUGGCGACUCGCACACGUUUGCAGCUCCGAUGACUUCUGCACGUCACGAGAGGACGGCGACGAGGUCUAUGAGUUCGGUGCGCUCUCCGCAAGGACAGCACAUGCGCUGAAUGAGCAGCGUGUGGACAUCGCGCUGCGCUUGGGGACGACGCCCAUCAUCGUCGACAACACCCACAUGGAGCUGUGGGAGAUGCAGAGCUACGUUUCCUUGGCCCUCAGCUGCCGUUACACCGUGCGGGUGGUGGAGCCGGCCGCCUUCAAUCCUGACUGGAAGGACGUGGUCCACCUGAUGCAUCGCAAUGCCCAGCGGGCUCAAUCCGGAAAGAAUGUUCCGGUGGAGGUGCUCAAGAAAAUGUUGGGCCGAUUCCAGCCCUUUUCUGGUGAUCUUCGAACUAUCGCCGGAGCUCCACGGCCGGAGCUUUCGGAGACCCAGGAACUCCGGAUUGACUCCACGGACGGCUGCAGCUAUACACUGCAGGAUUUCGUAGACGAGUACGGUGGCUCCGAGGAGGAUCCUCCGAGGGAGUGGUUCGAAGCUGCGCGGGCGCCGAGAGGGAUCAAGGCCCGGCGGCCAGAGAGCCGUAGCUCGGGAAGCUCCUCCUCCUCCUCCUCCUCCUCGAGCUGCUCUUGCGAAAAGAGGAAAAGGAGGAGGACUCAGAGCAACUCGCCUUGCAAGCUGGUUCUGGAAGCUCUUUGGGAUGAACCGACACUUUCCUCCUGGGAAGAGCGGCGUGCAAAACUGAUGGAACGCUACCAAGUGGAGGUCGAGGAGGAUGAGAUGCUGUUCAUCGUCUCUGCCGAUCACAGCCAUCCGCUUUGGUCCAGUGAGGAAGCUCAAGUACUGCGUGAGAACCGCGGCACCGUCUACGAGAAGUCCUCUGGAAAACCUCUCUGCCUGCCAUUUUACAAGUUUUGGAACAGGGGAGAGCGCCUCGCCGAGCAGAUCGACUGGGAGGAUGGAGCCGUUGCAGAGGAGAAGAUCGACGGCAACCUUCUGAAGCUCUUCUUCUUCCAAGGCACUUGGCGUUUGGCGAGCAACCGGACCUUGAAGGUUCAUGAGUCCAACGAGAAGUACGCCUGCACAGGAAGGACGAACUACCAGCUCUUUGCUGAAGCCGCGGCGAACAGCUCGCUGGAUUACAGUCGCCUAGAUCCAGGCUGCUGCUACAUGUUCGAGCGCGUCCAUCCGGAUUUUAGGAUCGUGCUGGACUACCCUCAAGCCAUGCUGUAUCACAUUGGCACCAGAGACAUGAGAACAUUGAAGGAGAUCGAUGUGGACAUCGGAGUUCCCCGACCGAAGCGGUGGGAGAUACGAAGUGCCAAAGAGUGCCAAGCCUUGCUCGACUCCUUCCAUGGAUUUUCCGAGGGGCUGGUCGUGAGAGAUGCCAAGUACCGGCGGCAGAAGUGGAAAAGACGAGAGUACUUGCUGAUGCACUCCGCUCGAUACCUCGUUGGGGAUGACCAGCCCUGCUAUGCUUGGGUCGCGAGGAGCAGUGCAGCCGGAACUAUGGACACGGACCGAUUGUGCCUGAAUGUUUGGUUGAGGUCCGAGUCCUCCGAGUUUGCGGCGUACUUCCCUGAGGCCAUGGAGCGCUACAACCUGGUGCAAAGGCUCUUGGAGGAAGAAGGACUCUGUGAGGGCCUCGGCGACGUGCGCCGAGAGCGCGAGCCUGCAAGCGGGCGCUUCCUUCGCGAAGCGACGCUUUGGGAACGCCUCAAAGCCGCACUCCCGCAGACUGCAAAAAGGCCGUCCUGA